Messenger RNA from Python bivittatus (Burmese python), 2225 nucleotides. The record is from RefSeq and is a predicted model, not a curated record. NCBI's taxonomy places the organism in Eukaryota, Metazoa, Chordata, Lepidosauria, Squamata, Pythonidae.
AUGAAGGGAGCGAGCGAGCGGAGAGGAGCGGCUGCAGAGAGCGACCCCAUCCGGCCGGCGGCGCUCAGCUAUGCCAACUCCAGCCCCAUGAAUCCUUUCCUCAACGGCUUCCACUCUGGCGGCCGGGGAGUCUACUCCAACCCGGACUUGGUCUUCGCCGAGGCUGUCUCCCAUCCGCCGAAUCCCGCCGCCGUCCCGGUCCAUCCCGUGCCCCCGCCCCACGCCUUGGCUGCCCACCCGCUGCCUUCCUCGCCCUCGCCGCACCCGCUCUUCGCCUCGCAGCAAAGGGACCCGUCCACCUUCUACCCCUGGCUCAUACACAGAUACCGGUAUCUGGGCCACCGGUUCCAAGGUAAUGAAACCAGUCCGGAGAGUUUCCUCUUGCACAACGCACUGGCCCGGAAACCGAAACGGAUCCGCACUGCUUUUUCCCCAUCCCAGUUACUGAGGCUGGAGCACGCUUUUGAAAAAAACCACUACGUCGUCGGGGCAGAGAGAAAGCAACUGGCUCACAGCCUCAGUCUUACGGAAACUCAGGUAAAAGUUUGGUUUCAGAAUCGACGGACAAAGUUCAAGCGGCAGAAGUUGGAAGAAGAAGGGUCGGACUCCCAACAGAAGAAAAAAGGAACUCAUCAUAUUAACCGGUGGAGGAUCGCCACCAAGCAAGCCAGCCCAGAGGAGAUCGAUGUCACGUCCGACGAUUAAACCACCCCUUUUAAAAAGUAGAAAAAGAAGCAGCAAAAAGAAGCGAAACUCGAUGUUGGCGCUUAACAGACUUUUCCAGGAACACCGCACGUGUUCAAGGCUCGGGACAAGCCCAGGAAAGUGAGUGUCGUGGCCGGGCCAGGGACAGAUUCCGGCUUGAUCGCACGGCCCUUCUGGCUUAGACAGAGGCAGCGGCCAGGGGCGAGAGCCAGUCCGAGCGUUGACCGCGCUGGUCCUGCACCGGUACAAAAAAGAGAGCGAGGGAGGGAGGGAGAGAGCGCGAGAGAUCGGAGGGUGGGGAAGGGAGAGACUGUCAAUCAAAGCCAAAUCACCGAGACGAAAUGAUUGACCAAUAUUCAGUUUCUUGCCAUUCGGAAUGAAAUCACUUCAAAUUUCAAAGGGAAAUGCAUACACUCACACAGCCGCAUAGGACACCUUGCACUUCACGAGGGAUUCGUUCUUAUUAACAAUAAUUCUGAUUUUCUCCCAGUCUAUGGGGGAGAAAAUUCCACCUAGCCAAAAUCGACACACCUGUUCCAGAAACUUGAACUGCAUGCUUUUUUCUUUUCUUUUCUUUUUUCUUUUUGGUUGGUUGGUUAAAAGACCUUGUGGGAAGGGGAUGAAGGAGGGCAUAGGGCUUUAAAAAAAAGGUUGCUAAAGAAGGGCGGAUAUGAAGUGUACUUUUUUUCUCCUCCUGAGACAGGUUCAGUGUGCUUUUUAAGUUUAUUUUAUGAGAAGCUGUGCAGUCUGUAAAUCUUUUUAUGAUAACUUCUGGCGUCAACGUGGUUGUGAAAACUAAAUGAAGUAGCGGUAACAAAUUCUAUUUUUUUUAAAAUAAGUUUUGCUUUUCCCCAAAUGGAUACCCUCUGAAGAAAAGGAUAAAGGUUGUAAAGGGUGGAGGGGAAGGGAGCCCUUAUAAUUUUGCUGCAAGACAGAAAGAAAUUUAAAGAAAAUAGUCCUCAUUCUAAAACUUCAGUUAUUUUUUUCUUCCUUCCCUCUUUAGGCUGUGGUAAAACAGGAUUAUGGAUGGAUCUGAAGAUAUUUCAGCCUUUCUAAUUCUGGGCCUUCUGAAUGUGUAAGGCUGCAAUUUCCAUAAUACCCAGCAUCUGGGGGUGAUGGGAAUAGUAGUCCAACAUAGCUGGAGGGCACCAAUGUAGACAAGGCAUUUCAACCCUGUUCCACAGGGACAGAUUUCAAGCACUGAAAUAAAUAAGGUCAAUUGUUCCAAGAUUAUACAGAUACUAAAACAAGCCUCUCCAACCCUGUGCCUUUUAGAAGUGUUGGUUUUCAACUUGCAGAAUUCCCAACUAACAUGGCCUUUGGAAUUCUGGGAACUGAACUGACACUUUUGAAGCGCACCAGGCUGGGAAAGGCCUGACUAAAAUGACAAAUGUUUCCUUAUUGUCUUCUUUACCAGAAUGUAAAUAUUUUUGUGUUGUGUGUUUAAUUUGUUAGAAUUCUAACACACUAUAUACUUCCAAGAAGUAUCUCAAUGUCAAUAUUUUGUCAAUAAAGAUUUA